AUGCAGCAAACUUGUGGGGGGCGACUGUGGUUUGAUCUGUCCACUGAAGAACGAGUUAAAAUUGCAACGACUGACAGGACUAGCAAAACGGUCUUUGCUCUUACGCGAGAGUCCUACAAUACCCUCGUUAAGCUGAAGUCUGUGCGUAAGUGGACCAACGUUCGACAUGCAAUAGUAACCAAACCCAAGCUCUAUGUGGAAGCCGAUCUCUGUGGCCCAGAGGCGUGCAGUUCAUGUUGGUCGACAUCCGAAGUGAAGUCUCUUGUGCGUUCCUGGUGUCGCUUUAUGAAGAAGUCCAACUGUUCAGUCGGUGCAUUUGUGACUCAAAGCUCUGCUGAGUCUGCAACGUCGUACACCCCGUGGAAUCAUUCAACCGUGAGUGCAUGGCGGAAAUUGAAGCGGAUUGCGACGUCGUACCUGUUUAUUCAAGACUUUAACAAGAGGUAUGCGCCAGCGAAAUGGUUCCAGUUAUCAGACGGAACGCAGAAUAUGUGGCUGGACUGGACUGCCCUUCCCGCAGACUUUGAAGAUAUUUCAAAAGAUGUCUAUGACGAAAUUCGUAGUGUGGACUUCCUUGAUUCAUCUCAAACAAUUGACAAUGACAAGGUCAAUGGGCGUGAGUUCAAUGCUGGACGACAAUUGAAAGCUCUGAGAGAAGAUCAUCUCAUUGGCAACAAUACGCCAAGGCUAAAAAGAGUCCGCACCGAUUCGCCGCAUCUUCCUGAAUCAAAAUGUACGAAAACCCAAAAAGAUUCGAAGCAAACCUCUGACCAGCACAAGGCGUGCAAUGAUCUGUACGAGCACUUGGAGCGACUUCAAGAGAGACAAUUCAAGCAAGCGAUUCAGCGAUUACGGAGUAAUCUUGAGCGAGAUAUACGCGAAAGUACGGACGCGGUACGUGCUGUUCUUUUUGAGCGGCUUGGAGAUCCUGGUGAUAGUGGCGAUGCCACAUUUGUGGCGAAUCUUCUGGACGAUCAGCAACGGCAGCUUCGUGACCGUUUUUUUCAAAUUUCAAAGGGAUGA
Molecule: messenger RNA, 1023 nt
Organism: Phytophthora nicotianae INRA-310
Lineage: Eukaryota; Oomycota; Peronosporomycetes; Peronosporales; Peronosporaceae
Exons: 1
Coding region: 1-1023 (340 amino acids)
Source: RefSeq, a predicted model, not a curated record